Messenger RNA from Pyricularia oryzae 70-15, 2063 nucleotides. RefSeq names its product mannan polymerase complexes MNN9 subunit. Gene Ontology annotation, biological process: protein N-linked glycosylation; cell wall mannoprotein biosynthetic process. The coding region runs from base 440 to 1561 and encodes 373 amino acids. Gene Ontology annotation, cellular component: mannan polymerase complex. NCBI's taxonomy places the organism in Eukaryota, Fungi, Ascomycota, Sordariomycetes, Magnaporthales, Pyriculariaceae. The record is from RefSeq and is a predicted model, not a curated record. The transcript is spliced from 2 exons. Gene Ontology annotation, molecular function: alpha-1,6-mannosyltransferase activity.
ACCGGACCCUGUCAAGUUCCAUUGUAAGCCGUGAAGCCAGUUAACUGACCCGGCUGGCGACUUGGCCAAGAUCAACUCCGAUACCUGUCAAGGUUGUCGUCCCCUUUCAACAACUUUGAUGGGCUCGAGCGAUAGUUCUGACCGCCUCACGUUCUAGACGGUUAAGUUUCUCAUUCAUUUCAUACCUUCUCUUUUUCGCUUUGAAAAUACCUCGGUGCCGGUCAUUUGUCUUUUAAUUCCGCCUCCCACACUUUGUUGACCGUCUUGAGCGGCUCAGUAGCUUGAAUUUCUACGUCAACUACCUACGUCUCUACCGAAACCUAAAGGUCGGUCGCACAGAUCUGAUCACAACUCUUAUCGCAAAGGCGCAUGCACAUAUACAUGUCUCCAGUCCACACAUAGCGAAAAUACAAGGCUUGACCUGCCACCCCAGUUCAAGAUGGCGCGCGCAAUGGGGCCGGUGCGCAUGAAGAAGGCGAAUCCUAUCACGCUCGCGAUCGGUGCCUUUCUCUGCAUAUUCAUUAUCUACUUCCUCGCUGGCCCGUCCGGCAGUUCGAGCAAUAUCCUUAAGAAGAAGAAGGCUCAGCCAGCCUCGCAUCCUCUCUCCCCACCGACGUCUCCCUUCCGCAAGGAGUCUACCUCUGCCGACGGUCGAAGAACCCCGCCGCCCGUUACGCGUUACAACCUGAACAAUGUCACGACCACUGCGAACCCAAUUGAGAAUCGCGAGGAUGUCCUGAUCCUUACCCCGAUGGCCCGCUUCUACCAGGGUUACUGGGACAACCUGCUGGCGCUCAACUACCCACACGAACUGAUCAACCUGGCCUUCAUCCUACCCAAGAACAAGGAGGGCAAUGCGGCCACGAGCGCUCUCCAAGCCCAGGUGACCAAGACACAGCGGGGUCCCAAACAGUUCAAGAGCAUCACCAUUUUGCGUCAGGACUUUGACGCGCCCCUGCAGUCGCAGGACGAGGCCGAGCGCCACAAGAUGCAGAACCAGAAGCCGCGUAGGGCAGCAAUGGCCAAGGCUCGCAACUCGUUGCUGUUCACGACACUGGGCCCUUCCAUCUCCUGGGUCCUGUGGCUGGACGGGGACAUCAUAGAAACCCCGCCAUCCUUGAUCCAGGAUCUCGCCAAGCACGACAAGGCCGUAAUCGCACCAAACUGCUUCCAGCGUUACGUCGACGAGAAGACGGGCAAGAGCGCUGAGAGGCCAUACGAUUACAACAACUGGCAAGACAGUGCCACGGCCCAAGAGCUGGCCACUAAGAUGGGCCCAGACGACAUCUUGCUCGAGGGAUACCAGGAGAUGGCUACCUACCGGGCCCUGAUGGCCUACAUGACGACCGAGGACAACAACUUGGACUACGAAAUUCCCCUCGAUGGCGUCGGCGGUGCCGCUCUCCUUGUCAAGGCCGACGUCCACCGCGACGGGGCCAUGUUCCCACCGUUUGCCUUUUAUCACCUCAUUGAGACAGAGGGCUUUGCCAAGAUGUCAAAGAGAUUAGGAUUCCAACCGACCGGUUUGCCGAAUUACAAGGUCUACCACUACAACGAAUGAACACGUUGAUGAGCUUUUCAACAAGAUCAGAGUCAUAUUUGGAUGCCAUGCUUCUCAACAUAUGAGCCAUCUUUUUUUGUUAUUGCGCCCAAAUAUUUGGUCGCCGAUGUAUGAAUACGACUAGGAAUAAUAUCCGACGGGCCGCCCAUGUCAACCUUGUUCCAACGUUUUCGACUGGUACGGUAGAGAGCAUGAACUAUUGGUAGCAUCGGAGGAAUUAGAAGAGAAGAGAAGAUUCUGCUCCAUAGCAGUCUGACGGUGUGAGCGAAUCAGUUCAACUGCCGAUGGCCACCUCAAGGGUCCAUUUUGUUCAACGGCAUCGGCCAUUUGAUACCCCCGUACACAUUGCGGCAAGUUUCUUGUUGAUUGGGCAACAAAGCAUGUCACUUGGCGAGAUUUCAUAGAAUGAGAAGAUGAGGUAGCAUAUGGUUGGGAUGAAUCAGAAGUCCCAUCAAAGGCGAAUGGCGUUUUUUUUCUUGGUCAUACACUGUAUUGCAUUUUG